UCGGUAAGAGUCCAUGAACAGAACAUGUGGUCUACGUCCAUUUAACCUCCAUGUUCGAGCUCUCGAGUCACACCAAUCCACAUCUUUCUUAGUUCUCGUCCCGAGUCCCAACCCCAAGCUUACCAAACACUGAGAAGCUCAGGCCACCUCCGUCCAUGGCGACCGGGUUUUCCGUCGGUAGCUCCCGUUCGUUCCGUUUUGGCCGACACCCAUUUCUUGGGCCAAAACCCACAUCCACACUUGCCUCCACUUCGCUGCUAUUCUCCUCUCCCUCCGUUCAGCGUUUUGAUAAGAUCAUUGGGUCAAGAAGAAAGUUUAGCUUGAAUGUUUGUUUUGUUGUAGAUGACGAGAAAUUGAAUACAGAGAUUGAGACUCUCACAAAAGAGAGCGAAGAAGAAGAAGAGAUUGAAAGGCAAAUCUCAGCGUCUGAGAUUCGUGUGGCUGAGAGAUUGGCGAGGAAGAGAUCAGAGAGGUUUACUUAUUUAGUUGCUGCAGUCAUGUCUAGUUUUGGUAUUACUUCAAUGGCUGUUAUGUCUGUAUAUUAUAGAUUCUCUUGGCAAAUGGAGGGUGGAGAAAUUCCCUAUUCGGAGAUGUUUGGUACAUUUGCUCUCUCUGUUGGCGCUGCUGUGGGGAUGGAGUUUUGGGCGAGAUGGGCUCAUAGAGCGCUCUGGCAUGCUUCGCUGUGGCACAUGCACGAGUCGCACCAUAAACCUAGAGAAGGUCCUUUUGAGCUAAACGACGUGUUUGCCAUAAUUAACGCCGUUCCGGCCAUAGCCCUCCUCUCCUACGGUUUAUUCCAUAAAGGCCUCAUUCCUGGUCUCUGUUUCGGUGCUGGUCUUGGAAUAACGGUGUUUGGGAUGGCCUACAUGUUUGUUCACGACGGUCUUGUUCAUAGGAGAUUCCCGGUGGGUCCCAUAGCAAAUGUGCCUUAUUUCAGAAGAGUCGCUGCAGCUCACCAGCUCCACCAUUCAGACAAGUUCAAUGGAGUGCCAUAUGGGUUGUUCUUGGGACCUAAGGAAGUUGAAGAAGUGGGAGGGAAUGAAGAGUUGGAGAAGGAGGUCAAUCGGAGGAUUAAAUUGUCUAGUAGUUCAUCAUCAUCAACCUCAACCAGUUAGUGGGAUAAUACAUUGUGAAUUAUUUAGAUAAAAAAAUUAUUGUGACAAAUACAAAGAGCUUGAGCUUGAGCUUGAUUGAAGAAUGAUUAGCCUGGUGUACACCCCUUUUUUUUUUUUGUUCCCCCAACUGCCUGGUGUAGAUUGAGUACUCAGUUGUGUGUGUAAGAUUUGUAUAAUAAAAUAGAGCAUCCUUGUUUUUAUCAAAAUACCAUCUGCUCCAUAUUAUUUACAUUUGA
Molecule: messenger RNA, 1351 nt
Organism: Ilex paraguariensis (yerba mate)
Lineage: Eukaryota; Viridiplantae; Streptophyta; Magnoliopsida; Aquifoliales; Aquifoliaceae
Source: the annotation of a GenBank genome assembly